Molecule: messenger RNA, 423 nt
Organism: Anisakis simplex (herring worm)
Lineage: Eukaryota; Metazoa; Nematoda; Chromadorea; Rhabditida; Anisakidae
Source: the annotation of a GenBank genome assembly
AUGAAAUCUAGUCUCCCGAAUCCGUCCUAUUAUUUGCAGUGUAAUUCGAAUUUUCAUAGCUCUUGCGUUGCUUUGAGAGAGAAUUUUUUGCAGUUCAUCCACUAUCGUAAUGGCCCACCGGAACGACGGAGUCGCAGUAAAGACAAAAGUGUUAUGAGUGGAUAUAAUCACCUGAAAGGAAUCGUUCUCAAAACCGUAAUUCGACAUCCAAAAAAGCCAAAUUCCGGCAAUCGUAAAUGUGCGAUUGUUCGAUUGAGUACGGGGGCGGAAAUCUGUGCAUAUAUCCCUGGCAUUGGGCAUAAUCUCCAGGAACAUUCACAAGUGCUGGUGAAGGGUGGUCGACGACGUGAUUUGAUUGCGGUGAAGGCGAAUAUAAUUCGAGGGAAGUUCGAUUGUGCACCCGUGAAAGUGGUCAAAAAAUAG